Medioppia subpectinata is the source of this 2358-nucleotide messenger RNA. Lineage: Eukaryota; Metazoa; Arthropoda; Arachnida; Sarcoptiformes; Oppiidae. The record is from the annotation of a GenBank genome assembly.
UAUUACUAAAAUACACAAACUAUGUUAGUCAACAAGUUUACUAACUUCAUCGCCCGAGCCAUUGUAUGCCUGGCGUUACUGAUUGGUUGCAUUUGGCAUAUCGUCGAUAUCAGUGUCAUAUACUUUCGUUACGAGACGACAGUAUCUACAGUGCUUGAGACGGCGCAGGUGAUAGAGUUGCCGGCAAUCACUCUAUGCACUCGUGUUCAUUACGUAACAGAUUGGGAGUAUUUACGGCGCCGGUACCCAAACGAUACGGCAUUGGCAAACAUAACCGAUCAAAACAAAUGGCGAUAUAAUCAAUACCUCUAUAACCUAACACUGGAGGAGCAGCUGUUGAACGGCACGAUCGGCGCCAACCGGUUCUUUGACCAGUGCGAAGUACUCACACCCCGGGCCCUGUCGUCACCGGCCCAUUAUAUGGACUGCGCUCGGGUGGCACCGGUGGUCGAGUCAAUAAACGAAGCAUUCAAAUGUUUUACCUUCUUUAGCCAAAACGUAAGCCAAUUGUCGGACAACGAUCGGUACCGCGUGGACCACGACGUGAUGUUUCGCGAUAAUGACUUUACCCUCACCAGGUCUAUAAUGCACACCCGGUACUUAAAAGACCUGAGCAUUUAUAUGCACGACCGGCGGGAGCCGUUUGUGGGCCCCACUGUUGGUCAGACGACAUACAUGAAAAUUAAUCACCGACAUUAUUUCCAAGUCGGCUAUUCCUACAAAGAGAUCUAUGUUAAACAACUGCCCCCACCCUAUUGGACGCAAUGCGUCGAUUACCCGCUACUCGGGUAUCGGUCACAUAAACAACGCGUUAGCAAAUGUCGAGCCAAGUAUUACCGUGAUCAAUUUGCCAGUUGGCAUCCAAAAAUGCUUUAUAACAACGAAUAUUAUGGAAAGUUAAGUUUUGAUAGGACUAGUAUAACAUCAAAUCGUACGGCUGAUAAACAAAUAGCCGCCGACUGCGCGAACCGGAUCGGCCGUAGGCCCGACUGUCACUCCGUGUACUACACUAUGAAUAAAAGUUUUGAUAGUGAAAAACAUAACACGAGUAAAGAAGAGCAUGUAAAAUUCUAUGUAUAUAUUAAAAUGCCCACCAACACAAUCACCCGGUACGUGCACUCACCCCGUAUGGAGUUAUCCCAGUAUAUGGGCAUUAUUGGCGGUGUGUCGGGCCUGUGGUUUGGCCUAAACAUACUGGCCUUCUAUGAUAUUGGCCAUUACGAGACGACAGUAUCCGUAGUGCUUGAGACGGCACAGGUGAUAGAGCUGCCGGCAAUCACGCUAUGCACGGAUGUUAAUUACGUAACAGACUGGGAGUAUUUACGGCACCGGUACCCAAACAACACGGCACUGGCAAACAUCACGGGCACCGAACAAAACAAAUGGGCAUUCAAUUCAUAUCUCUAUAACCUAACAGUGGAGGAACAGCUGUUGUACGGCACGUACGGCGCCAGCGGGUUCCUCAAAUUUUGCACAGUUUUGACCCCCCGAGGCAUGUCAUCAUCGUAUAAGGGCUACCAGUAUAUAAGCUGCAAACAGGUAGCACCGGUGGUCGAGUCAAUAAACCACCGCAUAAAAUGUUUUACCGUAUUCAGCCAAAACGUAAGCCAAAUGGCGGACAACGAUCGGUACCGCGUGGACCACGACGUGACGUUUCGCGAUAACGCUUUUAGCGUAAUUUAUUUUGUACUCGAAACCUAUGCCUUACACGAACUGACCAUUUAUAUGCACGACCGGCGGGAGCCGUUUGUGGGCCCCAUGGGCGGCCAGACGACCUACAUGGAUCUCAAUCAUCGACAUUAUGAUAAAUUCGACUUUUCCUACAAAGAGCUCAAUGUUGAACAACUGCCCCCACCGUAUCGGACCCAAUGCGCUGACUACCCGCUACUCGGGUAUCGAUCAUAUAAGCAACGCGUUAGCCAAUGUCGAGCCGAGUAUUACCGCGAUCAAUUUGCCGGCUGGCAGGGAGACAUGAUCUACAACACUGAAUAUUAUGGAAAGUUGAGUUUUGAGACAAAUGGUAUUAAUGGAAAUCGUACGGUUGAUAAACAAAUAGCCGAUCACUGCGCCCAACGGGUCGGCCGUAGACCCGACUGUCACUCCGUGUACUACACUAUGAAUGUAAUUAGUAAUCAUGAGAGAGAUAACAAUAGCAAUGAAGAAUCGUUCAAUAUACAAUUUAAUAUACCCACCAACACAAUCACCCGUUACGUGCACUCACCCCGUAUGGAGCUGUCCGAGUAUAUGGGCAUUAUUGGCGGUGUGUCGGGCCUGUGGUUUGGCCUAAACAUACUGGCCUUCUAUGAUAUUGGCCAGUAUUUGGUCAGAAAAGCACGUGUUCUUUUAAGUAAUUUGUAA